Mucor velutinosus is the source of this 882-nucleotide messenger RNA. Its product is annotated as acyl-CoA-binding protein (ACBP)/diazepam binding inhibitor (DBI)/endozepine (EP). NCBI's taxonomy places the organism in Eukaryota, Fungi, Mucoromycota, Mucoromycetes, Mucorales, Mucoraceae. Gene Ontology annotation, cellular component: membrane. The transcript has 4 exons. The record is from RefSeq and is a predicted model, not a curated record. Bases 1 to 882 code for a protein of 293 amino acids.
AUGACAACUUGCUGUGCUAGACUGAGCAAGGUCUACAUGAUCACUACUAAUUUACUGUUUGCCUGUUUGGGUGUCGCAUUUAUUGCCCUGGGUGUAAUCGGUAUGAAAGAUGGAUUUAGUGGUGCAACAUUAUUCCCAAAUAAUAUAUUCAAAUAUUUGGCUAUAUUGGGUGGAGUUAUUUGUGUAGCAGCCAUUGUGGGUAUCAUUGGCGCUUAUAUCAGAAAAUCUGUAGUUACUUAUAUAUACAUGAUCAUCAUUAUCGGUGCAUUGGUAUUUCAAGUGAUUAUUGGUAUUCGUAUCUAUCAGGCAGCAGCCAAUGCAGCCAAGUAUCUGUCAGACAUUUGGCCAACUGCUUCCGCUAGUUAUCGACUCAAUCUUCAAAAUCAGUUUUACUGCUGUGGCUAUCAAACUAUCAUGGAUGGUGUUGUCGCAAGCGAUACCUGCCAACCCACAUCCUCCUUGACCAGCAACUUACCACCUUGCGCACCUGCAUUACAAGGCUUUGUAAAGAGCACAUUUGGAAAAGUGUAUUUAGCUGUAUUUGCAGCAUUAGCAUUGGAAUUGCUGGCCAUGUCAAAUGCCAUUACGCUUCUCUGUACUGGUUCACACACGGAUCAAGAUGAAGAGGACGAGAGACGCAAGCGCAGAAAGUCAGGCAUUCGACUGGAUGACAUGACAGUAGAUACACCUACCACAUUGGUUGGUCAAGAAGAGCCCAAGUACUUUGCCUACGGCACCGAAGAUGUCAAUCGCAACAACCGAUAUGAUAGUUACGACAUGUAUCGACACAAUAACAAUUCAAACCAUUACAGUGAUAAUUACAAUGGAAACACAAUCACCAACAAUCGUCAUGGCAAUGGCAAUGGUGGCGCUUAUUAUUAA